Fusarium coffeatum is the source of this 855-nucleotide messenger RNA. RefSeq lists its product as uncharacterized. The coding region runs from base 1 to 855 and encodes 284 amino acids. NCBI's taxonomy places the organism in Eukaryota, Fungi, Ascomycota, Sordariomycetes, Hypocreales, Nectriaceae. The transcript has 2 exons. The record is from RefSeq and is a predicted model, not a curated record. Gene Ontology annotation, molecular function: oxidoreductase activity.
AUGGCUUCGGAAAUACCAAUCGAUCCUCCUUCUCGAUCGCUGAAAAACAAAGUCGCCAUCGUCACCGGCGCCGGCUGUUUUGGAGAUGGCAUCGGCAAUGGUCGGGCGAUCUCAAUCAUGCUGGCAGAUGAGGGUUGCAGCGUGAUAUGUCUUGACAUGAACCUGGAGUGGGCAACCAAAACAGCUGAAAUGGCCAAUCAAAGAUCAGGUCGAAAGAAUGCAAUUCCAGCGCAAGGAGAUGUCACAGUUGCAAGUGACUGCGAAAAGGCUGUUGCAUUGGCGCUUGAUAAAUUCGGGCGACUAGACAUACUUGUCAACAAUGUCGGAAUAGCAGGGGCGUCAGGAACAGCUGUUGACGUGGACAUGGCUAGUUGGGCAACAGGGCUAGAGGUCAAUGUGUCGAGCAUGGUCUUAAUGGCCAAGUACGCUAUACCAGCCAUGAUCAACAAUUCUGGGGAGAUCAAGGGAUCUAUAGUCAACAUGGGGAGUGUGGCUGGCCUCAAGGGCGGAACACCGCAUCUUCUGUACCCGACUGCCAAAGGCGCUGUUGUUAAUAUGACACGAGCCAUGGCAGCGCAUCACGCCCCGGAUGGUAUUAGAGUUAAUUGCGUUUGUCCUGGAAUGCUCUAUACCCCAAUGAUGUAUGCGGAAGGAAUGACGGACGAGGCCAGGGAGGCGAGAAAGGCACGAAGUCUACUGGGAACAGAGGGUACAGGAUGGGAUGCCGCUUGUGCUGUUGUGUUUUUGGCAAGUAACCAUGCUAGGUGGAUCACGGGAGCCAUCUUACCAGUAGAUGCUGGAACUACUGCAGCCGUUGGAACGAGCUUACCAGCAAGUGCAAGUGUGAAUGGAUGA